AAUUAAAAGAAAAAGAAAACGCCGUUAGUUAACCGAAGGUUCUGAGAGUCAAGGUUGGGUUCUCCUCCUUCCUCCUCUCCCAAUCUCAGUCUUCGCUCGCCAUUGGAAUCCCUUUCUCUUCCUCUCCAUCUCUAUCUCUCCAUUUUUCUUUCUCCACAGCUCACACAGUGGCUGAGUUUCAUGAAUCUAAGCUCUCCCAAAAACCCAAAUUCUCCAUUUCUUCUUCUUUUUCUUCUUCUUCUUCUUCUUCUUCAACUUCUCUCACAAUUCCAGACCAUAAUCAUCACCAUUUCCCCCAUUCUCAAUCUCCAUCUUUCUCCAGAUUUUCCUUCAAUUCCUCCCAUUUUCCCCCCUUGAGGCUUGUAAUUCCUCUCCCUUUUCCCUCCAUGUUCUCAACCCCCUUCGUUCUCUCCUUUUCCCUUCUCCUCUCUCUCCCCAUCCUCUUCCUUCUCGCCCCCCAUUUCAUCCCUUCCCGCCCUCAAUCCAUCCCCAUCCCCCCACCAGACGAUCACGACGAUCUCUUUCUCUUCAAUCGCGCCACCGCUGGAUCAAAUCCCAGCAACCCAUCUACGUUUUCCCAUCUUUCUUCCUCCUCCAACCCUAAAUUGAAGAUUGCUUUCCUCUUUCUCACUAAUUCCGACCUCCAUUUUGCUCCUCUUUGGAUUCGGUUCUUCCCCAAUUCCUCAGAUCUUUACAAUGUUUAUGUUCAUGCUGAUCCCUCCAUCAACAUUACCCGCCCUGGCGGUCCGUUUCUGGGUCGGUUUAUUGUUUCCAAGAGAACUUAUCGUGGCUCACCAACGCUUAUCUCUGCCACGCGCCGCCUCAUAGCCACCGCCAUGAUUGAUGAUCCAGCUAAUGCGUAUUUUGCUCUUUUGUCUCAGUAUUGUAUUCCUCUUCAUUCCUUUUCUUAUGUUUAUAACUCUUUGUUUUCUUCCACUACUUUUGAUUCUACCUCUACUCCCUCUGAGUUGACUCAUUUGGGUGUAAGGAUUCGAUUCAAGAGUUUUAUUGAGAUUGUAUCUAAAGAACGGCAUUUAUGGAAGAGGUAUAAUGCUAGGGGUCGGUUCACCAUGAUGCCCGAGGUUCCGUUUGAGAAAUUUCGAGUUGGAUCUCAGUUCUUUGUGUUGACUAGAAAACAUGCGUUGGUGGUUGUUAAUGAUCGGACGUUGUGGAGGAAAUUUAAGAUUCCUUGUCAAAGUUCUGAUGAUUGUUACCCUGAAGAACACUAUUUUCCUACCCUUCUUUCCAUGAGGGAUCUUAGUGGUUGUACGCAAUACACGCUUACUCGGGUUAAUUGGACUGGAACUGCUAAUGGACAUCCGUAUACGUAUCGAAGUUCAGAGGUUUCUCCUAUGCUUAUUCACCAGCUUCGGAAAUCGAAUUAUUCCGAAUCUUAUUUGUUUGCCCGGAAAUUCACUCCGGAUUGCUUGAGACCUCUGAUGGCUAUUGCAAAGUCUGUGAUUUUCCGGGACUGAAAUCUGUUUCUGGUUAAAGACAAAAAUAAAAGUUGUCAGGCCAGUGGUAUAGCCUUACUUCUCGAUAAGGAAGAAGAAAAAGAAAAAGUUUUGUGUGGGAAUAUGGUUAUGAAGAGGCGCCAAAGUGCCCACUGCCCAUAACCCCACUUUCAUCCAGACUGCAGAACUGCCAGUCCAGCCAAAGCUUUGGACAAAACAUUUUUUUUUUCAAGGGAAAAGAAUAGUUCGAGAAAGAGAUACAAGUGAAGCAGAAUGCAAGGUAUUCUUGUCGAAAGUUGUAUUUUAAUUUUAAUUUCUUCCACUUUUUAUUCCUUGUAUUUUGAUGAUGUAACAGUAGAAAUACUGGCAGAAGAACUUAAAGAAAAGAAAUUGAAUCAUUCUCCUGUCAUUUCUAUGGUUUUUUUUUUUUGUAAAUAACUAAAUAUGUAAUAUCAUGGAAGGAAUUGAAGAAUGGAAAGGAUUAUUGGUCACUGGGAAA
Molecule: messenger RNA, 1953 nt
Organism: Cucumis melo (muskmelon)
Lineage: Eukaryota; Viridiplantae; Streptophyta; Magnoliopsida; Cucurbitales; Cucurbitaceae
Product: glycosyltransferase BC10
Exons: 2
Coding region: 387-1475 (362 amino acids)
Cellular component (GO): membrane
Molecular function (GO): glycosyltransferase activity
Source: RefSeq, a predicted model, not a curated record